Molecule: messenger RNA, 579 nt
Organism: Calidris pugnax (ruff)
Lineage: Eukaryota; Metazoa; Chordata; Aves; Charadriiformes; Scolopacidae
Product: ruvB-like 2
Exons: 6
Coding region: 1-579 (192 amino acids)
Biological process (GO): chromatin remodeling; box C/D snoRNP assembly; regulation of transcription by RNA polymerase II
Cellular component (GO): Swr1 complex; NuA4 histone acetyltransferase complex; Ino80 complex
Molecular function (GO): ATP binding; DNA helicase activity
Source: RefSeq, a predicted model, not a curated record
AUGGGGCACCGGGUAUCCCAGCAUGCUCUGGGGCAGGCCUCAACCCGCCAGACCAGGCCUCAACACGGCGGACCAGGCCUCAGUAGACCUCACGCCAUCCCAGCAUGCACCGGGGCACCGGGUGCCCACUCCCACAUCCGCGGCCUAGGCCUGGACGACGCCCUGGAGCCCCGGCAGGUGUCCCAGGGGAUGGUGGGCCAAUUAGCAGCUCGUCGAGCCGCCGGUGUCAUCUUAGAAAUGAUUAAAGAAGGCAAAAUUGCUGGGCGGGCCGUCCUCAUCGCCGGCCAACCCGGCACUGGCAAAACCGCCAUCGCCAUGGGAAUGGCCCAGGCUUUGGGGCCCGACACCCCCUUCACGGCCAUCGCCGGCAGCGAGAUCUUCUCCCUGGAGAUGAGUCGCACCGAGGCCCUCACCCAGGCCUUCCGCCGCUCCAUCGGCGUCCGCAUCAAGGAGGAGACGGAGAUCAUCGAAGGGGAGGUGGUGGAGGUGCAGAUCGAUCGGCCGGCCACCGGCACCGUAAGGAAAAAGGGGGGGGACACCCCUAAAAUUACCCUCCCCACACCCCCAAAUCUCUCCUGA